UUUUUUUACAGACCAGAUGUGAUGAUGACAGGAAAGAUUGAGAAAACCUGGCUCAGUAGGACACAUGAAAUAUUAAAAGAUGUACGCUGGACCUAUGUUGGAACUCGUAGUGGGGUGUUUAGAAGCUUCCCGGGACAUCGGUCAAGAAGAAACUAUGAUCCCACUAAACGGCCAUGGUACCAGCGUACCCUUGUGAGUCCUGCCAAGACUUCAGUAUCCAAUGCUUACAUGGAUGCUAGUGGUAUAGGGAAAGUUGUGACUGUCUCACAAGCUGUCUUUCAAGGUAUUCCAUCUGAUCAAGAUAUGUUGUCUAUCAACUGCACAGAAGAUCACAAUAUCAGGGGAGGAUGCCCAUGUACCAGCAACACCCAGUGCUUGUCUGGAAAAUGCAGAACCUACUCCAACAACAAGCAAGUAUGUGCUGGAGACCAUGUAGAAGCAGUCACAGCACUUGAUAUCCUAUACAGUGACUUCCACAAGCGUGUCUAUGACCUGAUGAAAGAUCCUGAUGGAGAGAGAUCUUGCGAUCAAAACUACACCUGUGCUGAUGGUAUCCACACAUGUCAGACCAAGUGCUACUUGAUUGACAGCCUUGCAAACCUAGUAACUGACCCUAGCUUUCUGACAGUCAGUACCACAGAUGAGAGAGAGUACCAGAGAGUUUCUCUUGGGAGGAAGGAGGGAGAUAUAAUGAAGCUGUUGAUUCAGAGAGGCUUCUUUGAACAGAACCUCAGGGUGGACUUUCAGGGUGUGUGUAGUGUGUCACCCUAUGCACCAAAGGUUACACUUGAUGGGCUGAUCAAGACUCCUGAGCAAGAGGAUGACUAUUACAAGAACAAGGGACCAAUACCUCCAUUCAGGAAUGAGUUUGGCUGCAUACAGGAUGUGGUAGGAUACUCUUCUAAUGACAAGGCUCUUGGAGCAGGAAGAAUCAUUUCUGGCAUGGUGGAUGGUCCAUGCCGAGAUGGCAAAUAUUACUUAGCAGGGCUCCCACAAACGAACCUAUACCUGUUGGUCGUAGAGAACUGGAGUGAUUACAGGCAGUCCUAUUUUUAUAACUUUAACUGCCACAUUAGCAACAAGGUGUAUGACGCAGGAGCAUUCCGAAUAGUUAAUGGCACCUGCGCACAUAUUGAGGUAACAGAACCUCUUGACAACAAAAAGAAAUGCCCUGCAUUAAUGAAUGUCGAACUAAAAUGUAGUUAUAAUUCUGCUGCAAUGUUAGGGUUUAUUCCUAGUAGUAUUAUUACAGUUUUCAAUUUGAUUAUCUUUUACUUCAUUCAUUCCUAAGAAGUGUUGCAUGAGUCAUCACAUAUACGUUGUGGACUCGUUGGUUGAAAGUUUGUGUCUUACCAUCAGACGGCCUUAUCACAUUGUUGCAUUGUCAACAGGACUUCAGUACUGAGAACCAACACAGUUAUUAAUUGAACCAACACAGACUUUAAUUGGCCCAUGAAAAAAUAGUAAAUAAUUAAAUUAUAAUAGGUCGUGAAUCAUAGACAGUAAUUCCAAUAUUUUUUUCUUUCUUUUGUUCAUUAUGUUAAUUUUUUCAUUUUUACUGUUACUCAUCUCUAAUUGCAAGGAAAAAAACCUUUUAACGACCCUGCAUGAUGAAUAAAAUGUAAAAGAUACCAGGUAACAGAGUCUGAAAUGUCUGGUACUAAAUCUAAUUUUGACUCUGUUAUCUUAUCAUCUUUUAUAUWUUUUAUUCAUUCUGGCUUUUAUUCUGGCUAAGUAAAAUUACACUUUUGUCUUGUCAAAGCCAACAAAAAUUAUAAAAUUACAACAUAAUAUAUAGACCCAUUUUAAGAUUAAAAAGAAAAUCAUAGCUUAUUGAACUUAUUGAACUACUUCAAAAACUUAGGUAUAGUUCRCAAACCUUUGGUUGAAGUAGAGUGACCAAAUACCUUGUGAACAUUAACUUUUAUACUUUUAAUAGUCGUUUGUACAGUAAUGUCAUGCACAGUGAGGUUUGUACGUCACUGCCAUGCCCAGUAGGUGCAAAUAAUAGGUCGUUGAUGAUCGUACAUGAGAUUGACCUUGAUGAGGCUCUAAGUCCUCAUCUAAACUUGGAUGCACCUCUAUCUCUGAUAAGGUCAUCCUUUAUAGGGUUUAAAGGUCCAUGCAUGUGACAUGUGUAAUCGCUCCAAUUGGUUCAAAUGCUCAUUAAUCAUUCAUGAGUUUUUGAAUUAAAUAUAAAAUCAUAGCUUAUUGGUGAAACAAUUGGGAUAUUACCCAAAUUAUGUAACCAUUUUAUCAUAUUUCCAAAACCAAGAUAAAACAUUACAUGCUUUAAGAACAUGCAAUAUGGUAUGAUUGUGAUGUGUCUUACAGAUAUCUGGAAAAAGGGUUCUGGAAAAAAUUUGCAGUCACAUCAAUGCACUAGUUUUCAACAUUUAUGAAAUCAACUAAUUCAUAAUACUCUUUUGUUUUUAAUUGAUUUUUAUAAACUUAUUUCAAAAUUUCCCCUACUCAAAAUAUUAUAAUCAUUACAACAUUACUGUACAAAAUACAUUUUUAAUAAACAUCAGUUGUGAUUCAUACAUAAAUUAAACACUUGUUUUAUAAUAGGUAAGGAUAUAUGUAUACUGUUUGAAUGAAUGGAAUUAUAAAGUGGUUCGUUGACAUAUACUUUAAUUUAGUUUUAAAAUACGGUAACAUAUUUCUUAAAGUGACUCUAAACGUGGGCGAAAUGGCUUGGGCGAGUUGGCAAACGCAUGAUUGAUGAUUUUAUGUGUGGGCGACUUGGCGUGGGCGAGUUGGUUCGUGGGCGAGUUGGUUCGUGGGCGAGUUGGUUC
This is a messenger RNA of Actinia tenebrosa (Australian red waratah sea anemone), 2798 nucleotides long. Its product is annotated as voltage-dependent calcium channel subunit alpha-2/delta-1. Gene Ontology annotation, molecular function: voltage-gated calcium channel activity. Gene Ontology annotation, cellular component: voltage-gated calcium channel complex. Lineage: Eukaryota; Metazoa; Cnidaria; Anthozoa; Actiniaria; Actiniidae. The record is from RefSeq and is a predicted model, not a curated record.